CCCAGGGGCAGGAGGCCCCGCUGGGAGGGCAAAGGCUGGCUUGGUUGUCCAAAGGCCGAGGAAGCAGAGUCCUGACUGCAGGAAGGCAGGACCAGAGAGCUGGGUCCUACCAGGCCUCCUGGUGCCUGGCCCGUGACUUGCUGUUUGACCUUAUACAGGCAGCAUGCCCUCGAUGGGCCUCAGUCUUCCCAUCUGUACAAUGAGGGCGCUGACCUAGAAGCUUGAUUGCAGUCCCAGAGGCCCACCCUGCUUCCUGCAGCCCCGGCUGUGGGUGGCCACAUGCAGUCAUGGAGAAGAAAGUCCCUCUGGCUGGCACUGUUGGCCUCCUGGCUCCUCAUCCUGCUAGGAGUCUUCCCCCUUCUCCGCCUGGCGGUGCCUGCCAGACCCCGGGCAGGGGCCCCCCAAGGUUGGCCCAGCUGGUUGGAUGCAGAGCUCCUGCAGAGUUUCUCCCAGCCUGAGGAGCUCCCAGAAGAUAGCCCUCAACCUCCUCAAGCCCCCCGUGGUGGCAGCUGCAACUGGGGAGCUUGCUUUGACACCUCGAAGUGCAGAGGUGGUACCCUCAAGGUAUUCGUGUACCCGGUGGCUGGACCCAUCUCUGAGACUCGCCGCAGGAUCCUGGCUUCCAUCGAGGGCUCCCGCUACCACACACUCAGCACUGCCGAGGCCUGCCUCCUCCUCCUCCUCAGCCCGGACACCCCUGCUGGAAAGUGCGACCCAGUGCCCCCGCAAUGGGAUGGGGGCAGGAACCAUCUGGUCCUCAGUCUCCACCCAGCCCCCUGCCUCCGGACCUUCCAGCUGGGAAAGGCGAUGGUGGCCGACGCCAGCCCCACGGUGGACACCUUCCGGCCUGGCUUUGAUGUGGCCCUCCCGCUUCUCCCCGAAGCCCACCCAUUGCAAGGUGGGGCACCUGGCCGGCUGCGGCAGCACAGCCCCCGCCCUGGGGUGGCCCUGCUAGCCCUGGCAGAGGAGAGGGGCGGGUGGCACACAGCAGGUACCAACUCCUCUGCCUGCCCCUGGGAUGGGCGCUGUGAGCAGGACCAUGGACCCAAACAGACCCAUCCUGGGGCAACGCUACCCAAUGCCACCUUCUGCCUCAUUCCUGGCCGCAGUCCUGACGCCUUGCACUUCCUUCAAGCCCUGCAGGCUGGCUGCAUCCCUGUGCUUCUCAGCCCUCGCUGGGAGCUGCCCUUCUCCGAGGUCAUCGAUUGGACCAAGGCGGCCAUUGUAGCUGAUGAGAGGCUCCCACUUCAGGUCCUGGCUGCCCUCCAGGAGAUGCCCCUCACACGGGUCCUUGCCCUGCGUCAGCAGACCCAGUUUCUAUGGGAUGCCUACUUCUCCUCAGUGGAGAAGGUCAUCCUUACCACUCUGGAGAUUAUUCAGGACCGGAUCUUUGGAGCAUCUGCUCACCCCUCGCUACUGUGGAACAGCCCCCCAGGGGCACUCCUGGCCCUGCCCACUUUCUCCACAAGCCUCUCAGACUUCCCCUUCUACCACCUACAACAGGGCUCUCGUCCUCUGGACAGGUUCAGCGCCCUGAUUUGGGUGGGGGCUCCAGGCCAGCCGCCCCUGAAGCUCAUCCAGGCUGUGGCAGGCUCCCAGCACUGUGCCCAGAUCUUGGUUCUCUGGAGCAGUGAGAAGCCACCCCCAGCCAGGUGGCCUGAGACAGCAGUGCCCUUGAUAGUCAUUGAUGGGCGCAGGAAGGUCAGUGACCGCUUCUUCCCAUACAGUGCCAUCAACACCGAUGCCAUCCUCAGCCUGGAUGCCCACAGCAGUCUUUCCACAAGUGAGGUGGACUUCGCUUUUGUGGUGUGGCAGCACUUCCCAGAGCGGAUGGUUGGCUUUCUGACCUGGAGCCACUUCUGGGAUGAGGCCCGGGGUGGCUGGGGCUACACUGCCGAGAGGGCCAACGAAUUCUCCAUGGUUCUCACCUCGGCUGCCUUCUAUCAUAGGUAUUACCACACCCUCUUCACCCACUCCCUGCCCAAGGCUCUGAGGACCCUGGCAGACGAGGCACCCACCUGUGUGGAUGUCCUGAUGAACUUCCUCGUAGCAUCUGUCACCAAGUGGCCCCCUAUCAAGGUGCCCUAUGGGACGUGGCAUCAGGAGGCCAGACCUCCUCCACUGGCGCCUCGGGGUCCGGGGCUCAGGCAGGAGCCGCAGCCCGCCGCCCAGGACUGCAUCAACCAGAUGGCGGCAGGGUUCGGUCGCAUGCCCCUCGUGUCCUCUCGCCUCCGUCUGGACCCAGUGCUCUUCAAGGACCCGGUGUCCGUGCUGCGUAAGAAGUAUCGCAGCCUGGAAAAGCCCUAAGAGGGACGAGCUGAGACUCCAGACCCGCUCCCAGGGGCGCCGCAACUGCCUGGGGAGGCGUGGAGAGGCUCCGCCCUUCCCCUGGGAUAUCUGGAGACCCAAUCAAGGCUACUAUUUAGCCAGCACGCCAGGUCCCGAUUAGCCAGCCACAGCCUUGCCCCACCCUCCAGCCAGUGGCAGUUCCCACGUGCAAGGCGCUGGCUCCGCGGCCCUGCCUCUGCCUUCACAGACCCGUUGCCUGGAAUGCCUUUCUCGGCUGCUCUGCCGAGCUGACAUCUACUUCUCUUUCAGAUCCUCGCCUCCUCCACGAACCUGCCUGACCCCCACCCCCGCCCCGGAUCCUCUGCGCUUUCACAGCCGGGCGUGUCCCGGCGUGUCCCGCAGUCCCGACACUGUGCAUGCUGCCUUGCAAGGUAUACCGUCAGGCCCCAGGACUGACCUGGGAGCCCCGGGAGGGCAGGGCCGUGUCCUCUUCUCUCUGGUCUGGCAGGUGCGCCACAAAUAUUUGACGAACAUUUGGGUGGAAGAGGCAUCACUACGUGCCUGGCUCUGUGCCGACAGUGGCGGGGCGUGGACAGGGCGUGCGGAGUGAGAGCCAAAACUCCACCCUCAGGCCCUGGGGUUCCUAGUCCCGCCGGAAGGCAGCUUCCCGCGGAUUCCUGGGUUGCCAGGCGCAAUCCUCGCGCCCCAGGGAUGGAGCAAAGAAGUGCCAGGAGCCAGUUUCGGGGGUUCCGUCUCGACCCGGCGGAGCAGAGAGGUAGCGGGGGCGGGAUGGGAACGGCCGUCGUCCCGCGUUACCAGCCUGGGCCACGAGAGGGCAGCACCGUGCCGCACGCCCUGCUCCCGGAAAGGGCGGGCAGCUCUAAACGCCCACCCGGUGGGAUUAGCGGGCGGGGGGACGUGGAGGUUGGGGGUGCGCAGCUUGAAGUCUGAAAACGGGCUGGCCCACACACUUAGGACUAAGAGGCCAUUCCUAGGUGGGCUGGGUGGGAGCAGGGGCGGUACCGAGCGCCCCGGCCGUGAGGGUGGAGUGGGGGAGGGGACGCUGGGUUCUCCUGGGUUCACCCACCUGGAACUGGAAUGAUCGCUUCCGAAAUAAAGCGCGUGUC
Molecule: messenger RNA, 3416 nt
Organism: Hippopotamus amphibius kiboko
Lineage: Eukaryota; Metazoa; Chordata; Mammalia; Artiodactyla; Hippopotamidae
Gene: EXTL1
Product: exostosin like glycosyltransferase 1
Exons: 11
Coding region: 280-2307 (675 amino acids)
Cellular component (GO): membrane
Molecular function (GO): glycosyltransferase activity
Source: RefSeq, a predicted model, not a curated record